CUGGUUCAACAGCGAGAAAUGAUCGUAUUGUAACUAAAUAAUCAUUGAAAUAAGGUUGUGUUAAUGUUUUAAAAUGUUCGAAGAGCUGUCGUUGAUUAGAAAACGGUAGUUCGAUAUAGAAAAAUCCACGUAAAGUGUUCGUAUAAUGUUAUAAAGUGAUAAAUACACUGCCCGAAAAUGUAUAAGCUUCUAGGAGGACUAGCCAAUUAUUUUAAAUAUCAAGAAAUAGUGACGGAUUGUGCAAUUUUCCGCAUGCACAAUAUCUUUACAUGUGCCUUAUUGAGUGCAUGCAGUUUGAUAGUGACUGCCAAUCAAUUCGUAGGGAAUCCCAUUCAGUGCAUAGUCGAUGGCCUUCCCAAUCAUGUCGUCAACACCUACUGCUGGAUAUCUUCCACCUUCACCAUGCCUGACGCCUUCCAGAGACAGGUCGGCUACGAGGUGGCCCAUCCUGGAGUCGCCAACGAUUUUGGCGAAAACAACGCCCAAAAAUACUACCCUUACUACCAAUGGGUCUGUUUCGUGCUGUUCUUCCAGGCCAUAGCGUGUUAUACCCCUAAAAUAUUAUGGGACAUGUCAGAAAACAACUUGAUGAGGACUCUGGUCAUGGGACUGAACAUCGGAGUGUGCCAAGAGAAAGAGAAAAACGCCAAAAAGGAAAUAAUUUUAGGAUACUUGAUGGAUCACGUCAAGAGACACAACUUCUACGCCCUUCGCUACUGGGGCUGCGAGUGCCUGUGCCUCAUCAACAUCAUAGCGCAGCUGUUCAUCAUGAACAGGUUUUUCGACGGAGAAUUCCUCUCCUACGGCUGGAGGGUGAUGAAAUUCUCCGAGUUGUCUCAAGAAGAUCGCGUCGAUCCGAUGGUGUACGUCUUUCCCAGGGUCACCAAGUGCAUCUUCCACAAAUACGGUCCUACAGGAUCGAUCCAGAAGCACGACAGUUUGUGCGUCCUUCCGCUAAAUAUAGUGAACGAGAAAACUUAUAUUUUUAUAUGGUUCUGGUUUAUGAUAUUGGCGACAAUGCUGACCUUCUUGAUUCUCUACAGGAUACUAAUCAUUGCUUAUCCUAAAAUCAGACCGAGGAUUCUGCAUGCCAAGAACAGAGCUAUUCCGAUCGAAGUGUGCAAGGCCCUCUGCAACAAGAUCGAUAUAGGAGACUGGUGGAUUUUGAUGAUGUUGGGCACCAACAUGGACUCCCUUAUCUAUAGAGAAAUUAUUUCCGAACUAGUGAAGAAGAUAGAUACGAAAGGAGGGUGAUGUAGCUCAAUCGCGUAGAUUUUUGUAAAUAAUGAGGGGCUUAGUGAAAGUAUUCUUUACAACAAUCGUUCAGAGAAGUAUUUUUAUAUAAGAAAUCGAAUUGACACUAGAAACUAGAUUGCGAAAAAUGUUUUUAUUAUUUUCGAGACAAAUAGUAUAGACAAAUCAGAAUAACUAUUUUAUAAAAUGUCAGAGCAGCUCAAUUACUUUUAUAAGAAGUCGAUUUUUCGAGAUAUUUUUAGAAUUAUGUCUAUAUAGCAUUUGUAUUAUUUCUGAGACAAAUUAUAUAUAGACAUAUUAGAAAAAAAAACAGCGAGAUGGUUAACCAUAUGUCUGAAAAUUUGGAAUUUGUCUUUGUACUAUUUGUCCCAUUUUUGACAAAUGGAUCAGAAAAAAACUUGAUAAAAUGUCAUCGCAGUUCAUUAAUUUACUAAUGACGUAAAAAAUUUGGAAAAUUACGCUUCUAUAUAAGAUUUUUCUGAUCUCCGAGAUAAACUGUAUAAAUAGAUCUGAAAUUAACUUCAUAAUAUGAAAUUGCUACUAAAUGACUCAAAUAACUUAUUUAUGAAAUAUGGUUAACGAGAAUUUUAAUAAGGAACUAUUGGGAAUACUCCUUCCUUAGUUUUAUUUGGCUCAUUUCUGAGACAUGGAUUAGAAGCAAACUUGGUAAAUGUCAUCACAGCUGAGAAAUCUACUGAAGAAAUAAAACGGCCUCUAC
Molecule: messenger RNA, 1972 nt
Organism: Diabrotica balteata
Lineage: Eukaryota; Metazoa; Arthropoda; Insecta; Coleoptera; Chrysomelidae
Source: the annotation of a GenBank genome assembly